Emiliania huxleyi CCMP1516 is the source of this 168-nucleotide messenger RNA. RefSeq lists its product as hypothetical. The transcript has 2 exons. Lineage: Eukaryota; Haptophyta; Isochrysidales; Noelaerhabdaceae. The record is from RefSeq and is a predicted model, not a curated record. Bases 1 to 168 code for a protein of 55 amino acids.
AUGCUCAGCGGCGGCGCCCACACCGGUGGGUUCACUCGAGACGGUCCGGCGCCAAGCAAAGAGGAGCGCCGGUUACCAGAGCCUGCUGUGUGGCGGAUACUGCGGGAUACUGCUGGAUACUGGCCAUCUCUGAUGCGGAUACUGGGAUACUCCUGGAGGACCAAGUAG